Strongyloides ratti is the source of this 1404-nucleotide messenger RNA. RefSeq lists its product as hypothetical. Lineage: Eukaryota; Metazoa; Nematoda; Chromadorea; Rhabditida; Strongyloididae. Bases 1 to 1404 code for a protein of 467 amino acids. The transcript is spliced from 2 exons. The record is from RefSeq and is a predicted model, not a curated record.
AUGAAAAAAGAUAAUCAUUUGAUUAACUAUCUUUGUACAACUUCAAAUAAACUUACAAAAUGUGCUCAUUUUAGACAAAAAAUAAAGAAAAUUUUACGACGUAAAAGGAUCAUUCGUCAAAUAUGUUGUAUGCAUAUAAAAGUGGCACGUCUUAGUGAUACAGAUAUUUUAAGUAAUCCACUUUAUUAUUUUAUCAAAAAAAAAUUUUUUAAAAAAAUUAUAAGAAAUAUCAUAGAUAAAGAUUGUAAAUCAAUAAUUAGAAAGAUUUCAAAUGCUACAAAUUCAUCAAUUAACUGUUCUGAAACAAAUUUUUUACCUGUUAAUUAUAUAUCUUCAGGGCUACAAAAUUUAUUACAAUACAAUCCAGUACAAUUUGUGAAUGAAAUCAAGCGAUUAAAUAAUAUAAUUAACAUAACUACAUAUUCUGUUGAUUCUAGUAAUAAUGAUAGUAGAAAAAUUAGAUUAGCAAGAGAAGUCAUUAGAUUGGAAAAUAUUGUUUCUGGAAUAUUAGUAGAUGAAAUACUUCAUGCUAUUUUUAAUGUUGAUUCAAUUUUUGGACCAAUAUUUGAUGACUCCUAUUAUAGUGAUAUUGCAAUUGAACCUGAAACAUUAUUAUUCUUUAAACCUGAGUUUACUGAAGAACUUACUUGGACAACUGUUUUAAAUAAUUUUAGAGACAAAUUAUCAAAAAAGUCUUCAUGUUUUAUUAUUAAAAAAACCAAUAAUUAUGAGGAACAUUACAGUGAUUUAGAUUAUAAAUUCACUAAAAAUAAAAGUUUAAAAUAUGUACAUCCAAUAUGUAAAAGUAUGGGUUAUAUUGAUAACUUUAUGUAUGAGAGUAUUCAAGAAAAUGAACAAUAUUUAGAAGAUGUUAUUAAUAUAAAAACUGAAAGAAUAUUUAGUAAUUUUUUUCAUGAAAUACAAAAUGAAUAUUUUGAAAGAAGAGAUGAAAGAAUCAUUGAAAUGAUUAUUAGCUUUAAAGAAAGAGUUGUAUAUUCAAAUAGUUUACUCAAUGGUAUUAUUAAUUCAUAUUAUGGUAAUAAAAGAAUAUCUAAAUUAUGUAAUGAAACUUUUAAUGAAGAACAUGAAAUUAAGAUAUUUUUUCUAUCAAAGAUGUCUAUUUCUGAAUGGCAAUUUGGCUUAUUUUUAGAAAAACACAAAAUAACUAAUUUUAAAUUAACACGUUUUGAUAAUGCAUAUUCAUUUAGAACACAUUAUGCUAGUGACUUAUAUAAAUUUAUUGAUAUAUUUAAUAAAAAAAGAGGAACAAUUAAGCUACCUUAUAUGAACGAUGAUAUUGAAUAUCAAAUUACCUUUCCACGUUCAUUAACUUUAAAUGAAACAUAUUCACGUGAUAAAAUUAUGUUUACUCAAAGAUCUAAAUACAUGGAUAUGAUUAACUAA